Molecule: messenger RNA, 738 nt
Organism: Orussus abietinus
Lineage: Eukaryota; Metazoa; Arthropoda; Insecta; Hymenoptera; Orussidae
Product: histidine-rich glycoprotein-like
Exons: 1
Coding region: 1-738 (245 amino acids)
Source: RefSeq, a predicted model, not a curated record
AUGACGGCGUACACGAUGCUGUUGCUGGUGGCGGCGGUCCUGAUUGGUCACUUGGUGGAGGCCCGGGAGAUCAGCAGGGUCCGUCGCGAUGCUGACUUGGAGAUGGCGGCCUCGGGACACCACUACGAGAAGGGUGGAGGAGAGGAAGAGCACUCCGACCACCAUUCCCACCAUGGGGAGAAGGGAGACAAGGGAUACAAGGGCCACCAUCAGCAUGAGAAGGGCCAGAAAGGACACCACGACAAGGAGGGUCACUCGGGCCACUACGAGGAGGACGAGGGCCACAAGAAGCACCACCACCACGACGAUGGCUACUACGCGGAACACCAUAAGGGCGAGAAGGGGGAGAAGGGUCACAAGUACGGGGAGAAGGGACACUUCUCCAAGGGCCACAACACCAAGGGACACCACGAGGUGCACAAGCUGGACGAGUACAAGAAGGACAAGGAGUUCUACGACGAACACCACGACCAUGGGCAUCACGAGAACCACGGAGGCCAUCAUCACGAGCAUGGCCACAAGAAGGGUGGCCACCACAAGAAGGGCCAUCAUCAUCAUGGACACCAUGAAGAGGACCAUGGCAAGAAGGGACACCACGAGAAGGGACAUCAUCAUCAUGAUCACAAGGGACACAAGGGCCACGACGGACAUGACGAACACCAUCAUCAUCACAGCAGCCAUGGGAAGAAGGGCGGCCACGAAGACCAUAAACACUGGUCCUUCAAGAAGGGACACUGA